AUUCAAUAACAUGAGCUCCCCAAACAUCCAGAUCUUGCUGACCGUGCUGUUUAUGGUUUCUCUCGGAGUCCAUUCAGACCACUCCCUGACUGAGAGAAAUCCUGGAACACAGCUUUUAAAUAAUCUGUUAACAACAAACCUGCUGGGUGUUCAGGUUCCCAAGGUCGACGGGAAAAACGGUCCACUAGCCCUCGUAUUAGAAAAUUUGAAAAUUACCGAUGUACAUCUACCUGGAGGUGUCAUCAGAAUUAAACAGAGAGACCCACUUGUUUUGACUUUGAAUAUCGACAGCGCGUCUUUGAAUGGAACAAGUGAUCUUCUUGCCAACUAUAAUGUACUGCUGCUUCAGCAAACAAUCAAUGGAUUACUAGAUGUUAGUGCUGAAUUUGGAUUGAGUGUUGACGUAAUACCAGAUUUAGAAAACAAAACUCUUCAGACCGAAAACUGCAUAAUUCAACCUUUAAAAGUGAAAGUGAAGGUCUCCGUCCUUGAAUCCAUUCUACAAUUCCUUUUAGACCUUUUAACUGCUCUUCUUCAAACUACAGUGGAGAGUACCCUAGAUGAUGUGAUUUGUGAAACAGUAAUAAGUACCAUAAACAACGGAGGAAAUCCAGUUUUUGAUUUGUUUGGAAAUGUUAUAGGAUAGAGUCAAACAAGUCAAACAACGAUUAACCAAGAGAACGAACCAUACUUGCUGUCGUUUAAUGUACAACUACUUUAAAAGAAUAAAACUGUUUUGCAAAGCAAUACUAAA
Saccostrea cuccullata (small rock oyster) is the source of this 754-nucleotide messenger RNA. RefSeq lists its product as uncharacterized. Gene Ontology annotation, molecular function: lipid binding. The record is from RefSeq and is a predicted model, not a curated record. Bases 11 to 646 code for a protein of 211 amino acids. The transcript has 8 exons. NCBI's taxonomy places the organism in Eukaryota, Metazoa, Mollusca, Bivalvia, Ostreida, Ostreidae.